Molecule: messenger RNA, 2747 nt
Organism: Hydractinia symbiolongicarpus
Lineage: Eukaryota; Metazoa; Cnidaria; Hydrozoa; Anthoathecata; Hydractiniidae
Product: piRNA biogenesis protein EXD1-like
Exons: 12
Coding region: 399-2546 (715 amino acids)
Biological process (GO): nucleobase-containing compound metabolic process
Molecular function (GO): 3'-5' exonuclease activity; nucleic acid binding
Source: RefSeq, a predicted model, not a curated record
AUACAAGGAAAUAUAUACCUGUCAUAAUAUUCUCCCCCAUUGUAGACGCAGGAUGUAAUUGCAGAAUAAAAUUGUACGCCUUGACACUAUAGAAACAAUUUGAGAGUGCAAAGUGUCACAAGCGUAGCCUUUUCUUCAUUGGAAAGACUUUCAGUGUGAUUUUUACUGCUUUUGUAAUUUGAUUCACAAUUUUUUGCAUUAUUUUUUAUAGUAGAGUGUAAGAAUCUUGUAUAGCAUGUAUACGUUUUCGGGGUGUAAUGAUCACACACCAGACAUGUAUACUGAAUUUAAAUAUUUAAAUGUGCAACUACUGCAAAACAACAAGGCUAGUAUAUAUAAUUAUCUAUUUUUAAUUUAAGCAAGUGCAAAUAACAUUGAAGUACUCUCUAAUCAGUGAUAUGGACAGGUUUCCUGGACGUCGUGUGAGGAUUGAUACAGGUGAUGGAUUUUGUGAAGGUAUUAUAAAGAGUAUAGAUCAAAAAGAACUAAAAUUAGUUCUUCGUAAAGUCAAAGAUUGUAAAACUGGUGAAAUCAUGAAAAUGGAACAACAUUUUUUUGGAGAUCAAAUUAAAGAUUUGACUUUGUUGGACGAUGAUGUAGAAAGAAGCGAAGAUAAUGAAAGAGUGAAAACAGUUGGCAACAAGUCAGUGAUGAAAUCAAACAAUAAAAAAGUAACGAAAAUGAAUAAAGAUGUGACACAAGAUCAAGAUAUAUUCAUGGAUGCAAGUGAUACUGGCACGUCUCUGUUUCAAAUGCCACAAAUGGAUCCAAGUCUGUAUCUUAGUGGAUUCGAAUAUAUCAAGCCAAUCGCUAAUGAAUUAAAAGAACCCCCUUCAGCUGUACUCAUUGGAAAACUUGGAGAUGGUUUCUCAAAUGCUAUUUCUAAAGUAAAAUCACAAAAAGUUAUAUCUUUGGUUGCUGAAGGACGAAACAUUAGUCGCUUUGGAGACAUAAAUCUAUUGUUAAUUGGUACAAGGAAGAUGGUAUAUAUAUUUGACAUUGCGUCAAUAGGCAAAGAUUGUUUUUCUGAAGGGAUAGCAAGUAUACUAGAGGAUAAAAACAUAUUAAAAGUUGUACACGACGUCCGCAUGCUUAGCGAUUGUCUUCAUUACAUAUAUAAUGUGAAACCUGUCAACGUGUUUGAUACGCAGGUUGCGGAUGCGUUUAUUCACAAGCAAUCCACUGGGUUUUUUCCGCGAGAGGUAUCCAGCCUAACAGAAUGCGUUGUUACUUAUUUAAACAUCAAUCCCAGUGACUGCACGUUUGAAAGUGAAAAGAAGAAAUUGUUACAGGCAAAUAUAAACAUAUGGCUGGAAAGACCACUUGAGAUGGACUUUCUUAAAGUUUGUGCUAUGGCCGCCAUGUAUAUUCGAGAACUGCGCCCUGUUAUGAUGGAACGUUUGCUGGCAGAAUAUCUAUGUGGUGUUGAUGUUUACCUAGACAGUGUGAGAGAUAUGUCUAACCAUGCUGCCAAACUGGUGAAUCGACAAAGAUUGCCAGAGGGGUUUCAAAAAAUCUCAGGGUUAAAAGAGCAGGGGAGACAUCACAACAAUCAAAAUAAACGCAACAAUCGACGUUUUCUGAAAGAAAGAGAAUUAGAGAACUACAAUAGCGGAAGUUUUGAGGAAAGUAUGAAGCGAAGAGGUCCGUGGGAUACUGGGAUAGAGUUUAAAGAAAGACAUCGCGAGAUACACGGUGAGAUUGUGGAAUGUAUGGACAGAAAGACGCCUCUUCUCAACCCAACGAAACCAAUACUAAAAACUAAUAAUUCGCGCGCUGAAAACAAUAUAGUAACGACGCAAGCGAGUGUUAUACAAAAAGAUGUGAACGCCGCAAGUAAGGCGACGACGACGACAAGAGGAAGUGUAAUAUCAAAGACUAAUAAUGUAGAUGACAGAAGUAACAUUUCAAAUUAUUCUGACAAUAAAAAUGAUAAUCAACCAACCUCCAAUCGUUUUCAAUCUGAUCCUUAUAAAUUUGACGAAAAAAGUUUUUAUGACGAAUUUCAAAUGUCAACGUCGGACUCUGAUGAUUCAAGUAUAUACUUAUCUUCUGCGUGUGAUUCCAUAUCAGAGAUGAGUAUAAAGAGUAAAACUUUCGCUGAUAGGGCAAAAAUGACGCCAGCUGGAAAACAAUUGAUAAAAAAUUACCUAGGUUCAAAUACCUCAAAAACAAAAAACGAAACAAAAAGUCCCAGUAACCCUACUACACCGCCGUCAAUAAAUGAAUCAGAAUACCCGAAACUAACGGCUGAUUCGGAAAGGCAUAAAAAGCAGAGUAAGAAAGUAUCUAUCUCGCCUAAGGGCGUCAAUAUUACCACGACGCCCAAUGUAGGAGGGCGUGGCCGAAUACAUCAAUUACUGAUUGAGCAAAGUUUGAAGAACACGAAAACAGAACCGGUUACACGUCGUGUUUUUACGACAGAAAGAGAAAGUUAUGAUUUCCCUUCAGAUGAUGAACUUUUAGAUACACCUCACGUAGCAUCUAUGGUUGGAGAGGACAUCGUAAAUGGAGAAAGGAUCAACGUGUUAAAGAAAUUUCACUAACAUAAACGUCAGUUCUGUUACUGCUAGACUUUUGUGGGUUUAUUAUCCCGCAUGGCACACCUCCAUUUUUAUGUAUAUAUUGAUGUUUUGUUUUUUUGGUUAAUGUUUUGAUCGCCGUGUAAAAGAUAGCGCUGUAAAUAUUUCUUCAGAAAUUAUUUAAGCUUCUGUUCUAAAUAGGACUGAAGAAUCACAACAGCAACA